This is a messenger RNA of Zophobas morio, 2865 nucleotides long. RefSeq names its product rho GTPase-activating protein 20-like. Bases 392 to 2524 code for a protein of 710 amino acids. The record is from RefSeq and is a predicted model, not a curated record. Gene Ontology annotation, biological process: signal transduction. The transcript has 8 exons. Gene Ontology annotation, molecular function: GTPase activator activity. NCBI's taxonomy places the organism in Eukaryota, Metazoa, Arthropoda, Insecta, Coleoptera, Tenebrionidae.
UGAACGGACGGAAAAGAUUUCAAAGUAGUUGUAGAUCGAGUGGCUUGUGGACGUGGUGCCGAUGUUUCGCAUAAACCAUAACCGUUUUGUUGACUCUCAUGCAUAAUCGGGUCGUAUUUGUUUGUGCGACGUCGUAGUUGGCGGAUUUGUGGCUUGUUGUGACAGAUUGGUGACAUUUCUUGACGUUUAGUGCACGCUCGGUCAUACCGCUGCCGGUCAUUUCGAUAAAUUGGAUUUUUAAGCCGUUGCCUGGAUUUGGCGACCACUCGGAAGGUCAUCUCAGCUUGGAUCGGCUCGAACCCUCCACGUGCCGUGAACAAACACCAAUCCAUCGCUAAACGUUUCGGUAAACCGUUUCGGUCAACAUGCCUGGACGCUUCUAAGAAGGAAGAUGUUCGACAAUUUAAUCACGCGAAUCACGAGUCCUUCGUCGCGGAGGAGACAUACUUAUCACUGCCCCGAAGUCCACUCCGAUCCCGAAGAUAAUGAACCAGUAACGCCCAGAAAGCCCAGACUGCUGGAGCGGAGGAAAAAAGGUCGCAGAGGCGCGGAAUCCGGGCUGAGGCAAGCGAGGAGUUUGGGGCGGCUGGACGGACUGAAAGAGGCCGAACGUUUGGCGGACUACGGGCGCUUGCUGGGUGGUUCGCAGCCCUCCUUGGACGGUCGCAGGCGCGAUUUGGAUCGCAUACAAGACUUAUUUCCGCACGACUACCUUGGUCUGCAUGAUCCAGAACCCAAUUCAACGUACCACGUGAAGAAGUCGUUCCGGAAGAAGUCGCUGGGCGAUCUCAACCAGAUCGACAGCCACAGGGAGGCAUGCAACAGGAUAUUUUUGGUGGAGGCGCCAUGUGCGAUGUCUCCGCCACAUCUGCCACUGAACGCCAAACCAAGACAUCUUUUCCUCUUCUCGGAUUUGUUGCUGGUCGCCAAACCGCGGUCCACAAGCAGCUUUAAGCUCAAGGAAAGCGUUCGAGUAUCCGAACUGUGGAUAGCCCCUUGCCCUGAAUCCGAAACCGGGUUCCUCCUCGGCUGGCCCUCCCCCGCCAGAACCUACCUAGUGACAUUCUGCACCCAAGCAGCCAGAGACUCCUGGUGGCGAGAACUCCAGCAAGCCCUCGAAGCACAACUACGCUUAGAACCACCCACCACCAACAUCAAAGUCGUGUACAGAGACCCUUUAAGUGGAACCGAGUGUUCCAAAACGCUGGGUAUCGGCCCUGAGAUGAGUUCUGGAGAUGUAGCUCGACUAGCCUUGGACGAAUCCAGAAUAGGAGAAUGGGCCUACACCCUGUAUGCCAGAGACAGAGACAACGCUCCUUGUCCCUUAAUCGGGUGCGAAAGACCUCAUUCCAUCCAGUUAGCGAGGCUGAGGCAGUCGCUGUGUGCCGAAGAAGGCUUCGAUCUAACACACUGUAACAACAAUCGGAUACCGAGUGACAUAGUCUUCGAGCUCAAACCCAACAUCAAACCCUCACCCAGAAAAACCCCGUUGAAACUGUUCCGAAAGACCACCGGCCGGCUCUUCGGACUGCCUUUAUCUCGCCUUUGUACAAACAACGCCUUGCCCCCAGCCAUUACAGCGUGCCUCCGAGCCCUCUUCCAGAGAGGCCCCCACACCCAGGGUAUCUUCCGACGGUGUGCCUCAGCCCGGGCUCUUCGCGAGCUCCGCGAGAAGGUAGACACUCAAGGUGCGGCCGUUUGCGAGGAAAUCGCCAACACUCCGGCGCUGCUCCUCGCCGCUCUGCUCAAGGACUUCCUGCGAAGUCUUCCGGAACCGUUGCUGACCGGCAACGCUCAGGAAUGGUUGAACGUGGCCAGCAGCGGCCGCACCGACCAUCUACGACGAUUGCUCAAUCUCCUACCCCGCGAAAACCACUUACUCUUAGCCAACGUGAUCUGCGUCCUGUACAAUAUCGCCAAACGUGCCAGAUUCAACCUGAUGUCGGCGGCCAACUUGGGUGUGUGCGUUGGCCCGAGUUUGCUUUGGGAGUCCGUCCAGAACGCCCCCUUGCGGACGUUGCCCACACUGGUUGAGAUGUUAAUCAACAAUUGCCAGGUUUUGUUCGGACCUCAAGUCGUUUCGCUGUUGGGCGAGGUUGCCAACGAUAGCGGUGCCGAGGAGUCUGACAGCUUGCACUCACUGGGUCUUUCGUUAGACAGUGUCGAGUUGAGCAAGGACCAGAAAUCCCUCAGUCGCGACUCGGGGCUCACCCUCUCCGAGGACGACCGCGACAGUCCCGGACUGAACUACCACAACCCUUCCUUCCACCGCUCCGACUGGGCGCGGCAGGCCGCCAGGAUCCGGUCCCUGGACAACACCUGGAUAGAAGAAGACGAGGCUUUUUGCGCCUCCAAUGAAAGCCUGUGCGGGCCGCCUAUCCCACCGCGGCGACCGCCGCCCCUACGCCACCUGCCGCCGGUGCACUUGCCGCCCAUGUACCGACCGCCGCCGCCGCCGCCCCCGAUCUACGCCACCGCCAAGUUGCUGCUAGUUACGGAUGCCGAGAGCGAGAGUUACGUGUAGUGCCUUUUUUAUUUUUUUGCUCAAUUGAAACGAGGGUUUGUUGUUUCGAUUGACGGUAUGUACAGUAAAUUCAAUGUUGCAUUGAAGUUGUAUUAUAGAUGUUUCCGAUUUUCUGGAAGAGAGUUUUGUACAUUUGUAACAUAGUGUAACAUAGGGAUGUACUUCCGUAUUUUUGAAGCCAUAUUAUUGUAAGUUAGGGAAAUUUGUAAUUUUGCCAUGGUAUAGCCUGUUCGCGUUUUUGUAGACGACGUAGUUGUAGGUUUACAUAAAAACGUUGAUAAAUUUAACGAUAAUUUUGUAAUUCUAUUUUUUCAAAUACAGUAAGAGUAUAUAAUCUUGAA